Molecule: messenger RNA, 1107 nt
Organism: Zingiber officinale
Lineage: Eukaryota; Viridiplantae; Streptophyta; Magnoliopsida; Zingiberales; Zingiberaceae
Exons: 3
Coding region: 1-1107 (368 amino acids)
Source: RefSeq, a predicted model, not a curated record
AUGGUUCGUGAAGAAGUUGGUGAUAAAUAUUUUUGUAUUCUUGUUGAUGAAGCACGAGAUAUAUCUAAACGAGAGCAAAUGACCAUUAUCUUGAGAUUUGUGAAUAAUUAUGGGGUUUUGACAGAAAGAUUUUUUGCCAUCAAAAGUAUUAGCGAUACUACCUCAUUGAACCUGAAAAAAGAAAUAUCAAAUGUUCUUGUUCAUCAUGACCUACAAGUUAAGAAAAUCAGAGGCCAAGGAUAUGAUGCCAAGGAUGUUAGUGUUAUUUGGGAGUUCUUUUCUCAUUUGGAUAAUAUAGUAAAUAUUGUUACUUCUUCUACUAAACGCAUUGCUGAGUUACAUACUGCACAGAGAAUUGAAAUCGAGCAUAUGUUGGCAAUUGGAGAACGUGAUUCUGGAAGUGGGGCCAAUCAGAUUGGUAAUUUACAGCGAGCGGGAGCUACUCGUUGGAGUUCUCACUAUGACUCAGUAAAAAGUUUGAUAGGUAUGUAUGUUGCAACUUGUAAAGUUUUUGAAGUUCUUAGUGAUCAUUCUCUAAAUGGAAGAGCUAAGGCUGAAGUUCGGGGGAUUUAUAGAAACAAGGCAAGCUUUGAAUUUGUGUUCAUUUUACAUUUAAUGCAUAAAAUUAUGAGAACAACAGAUUCUCUUUGUCAAAUUCUUCAAAGAAAAUCUCAAGAUAUUUUAUCUGCUAUUACAUUUAUCUCUACUACCAAAACUAUCCUCCAAGAACUUAGAGACUGCGGGUGGGAAGAUUUUCUUCAUGAAGUGAAAGUUUUUUGUAUGAGAAAUGAAAUUGAUGUGCCUGACCUUGAUUGUCUAUAUAAGAUUGGUCGUUCCCGUCAGCAAACUACAGUUGAGCAUCAUUACCACUUUGAUGUUUUUAAUGCAGCAAUAGAUUUCAUCUUGAUGGAGUUAAAUACUCGAUUUAAUGAGUCAUCAGUGGAACUUCUUUCUCUUAGUACCACUUUAGAUCCUAAAAAUUCAUUUGAAUCAAUUAACAUUGAUGAUAUUUGCAAGCUUACAAUGAAGUUUUAUCCUGAAGAUUUCACAAAUCAAGACAUCAUUGCUUUGAAGCUUCUACACUUGUUGAUUUAUGUCAGCAAUUGA